AAAAGAUGGCCGGGCUGCCCCGCAGGUUCAUCAAGGAAACCCAGCGUUUGCUGGCAGAACCAGUUCCUGGCAUUAAAGCAGAACCAGAUGAGAGCAACGCCCGUUAUUUUCAUGUGGUCAUUGCUGGCCCCCAGGAUUCCCCCUUUGAGGGAGGGACUUUUAAACUUGAACUAUUCCUUCCAGAAGAAUACCCAAUGGCAGCACCUAGAGUACGUUUCAUGACCAAAAUUUAUCAUCCUAAUGUAGACAAGUUGGGAAGAAUAUGUUUAGAUAUUUUGAAAGAUAAGUGGUCCCCAGCACUGCAGAUCCGCACAGUUCUGCUAUCAAUCCAGGCUUUGUUAAGUGCUCCUCAUCCAGAUGAUCCAUUAGCAAAUGAUAGAGCCGAGCAAUGGACGACCAACGAAGCCCAAGCCAUAGAAACAGCGAGAGCAUGGACUAGGCUCUAUGCCAUGAACAAUAUUUAAGUUGAUCAGAUCAUCAAGUGUACACGGCUUCUCCUGUUCUGCCAAGACUUCUUCCUCUUUUUGUUUGCAUUUAAUGGACACAGUCUUAGAAACAUUACAGAAUAAAAGCCCAGGCAUCUUCAUCUUUGGUGAUUUCAUGCA
Messenger RNA from Mus caroli (Ryukyu mouse), 605 nucleotides. RefSeq names its product ubiquitin-conjugating enzyme E2 N. Lineage: Eukaryota; Metazoa; Chordata; Mammalia; Rodentia; Muridae. The record is from RefSeq and is a predicted model, not a curated record.